This is a messenger RNA of Microthlaspi erraticum, 1404 nucleotides long. NCBI's taxonomy places the organism in Eukaryota, Viridiplantae, Streptophyta, Magnoliopsida, Brassicales, Brassicaceae. The record is from the annotation of a GenBank genome assembly.
AUGGAGGAAGAUUUGAAGAAGCAAGGCGAGGCCAUUGAAGACAAUAGGAGAGCGAUACACUUUACCAAAGUUUCUACCAAGGAGAUGGACAAUCACUUAGAUGAGAAGAUCUCAAGUCUUGAUAACAACCUCGAUGGCACCACCAAGAGUCUCAAUUCAAUAACAGCAGUAGCUCAUCAAGCUAAGAGGGAGGUAGCCGAAGUAACCCUAAAGGAGAGGCAAUGUUACUCGACGAUGCUUACAUUGGUGGAAGGGCAAAAACAAGUGAAGGCACAAAUCCGAGAUUUACACAUCUCUCUAGACAAGAGGAGCCAAGAUAUUCAAAGAAGAGCUAGAGGGCUUGAAGACAAAGUAGAUGGAGUCUCCAAGGAAGUCAAGGAUUUAACCACUCGCUUAGCCAACUUGGAAGAGAAGGUCUUGACCGAGGCAAAGACGACCGUUCCUAAGCACAACCAUGCCGCGCCCGUCUUUACUAUAAGAGAGACCGACCCAAGAGUGAUUUGGGAUGAAGAAGAAAGUAGAGCUGAUCAAGAAAGAGCCACAAGGCUAACCACUGGAACAAGAGAGAAGAUAGCACCAAAAGGAAGAACCCUUACUCAAAGGUCUUCACAACCGCCUCCCACCAAGGAGAAGAGGAAGACAAGAUCAUCACUUGAAGAGAUCAUAGAUGAUUUCAACUUUAUGGCGAGGAGAUUCCCUUAUGGUGUGCCGUUUGAUAAUGCUUGCAACAAGAGUCCAUUCAUGCAAGACCUAGCUUGGACACAAGAUUGGAGUCUAGCUGAAUUGGAAAAGAUGUACGAGGAAGCAAGAAAGGGGAUGCCUAAACCUAGGUUUCUACACAAGCUUCAUGACCCAGGUUACUUCCUUAUACAUUUCUCUAUCAAUGGAAGCUACUUUGAUGAUGCUCUUUGCGAUUCCGGUUCUAGUGUGAACCUUAUGCCGGCCGAGAUAGCCAAGAAGUUGGGAUUGAUCAAUUCAAUUGUGAAAUCUCGAAUGGAUUUAAAGCUAGCUGAUUCAUCAUUGACCGAACCACUUGGAGAGGUUAAAGACAUUCAGCUUGAUUUUGGAGGCUGCAUAGUUCCAGCCAACUUCUAUGUAGUAACCAUGAAGGAUCCGGAGGACUUAAAGCUUUUGCUUGGAAGAUCAUUCCUAGCCACAGCUGGAGCGAUCAUGGAUUGGCCUAAUAGAAGAAUCUCUCUAGCCAAUGUUGACAAGGACACCUUCUACGAUGCUGCACCUCCCGGUUUCUCAUCCAAGCGAUUUCGCUACACAAGUGGAGGAGAGUGCUCACAAGUAAGAGGAGAGUCGCAUGGCUACUUGAUCAAGGAAGUUCUACAGGACAAGAUGCACUUGGAAUCAUCAGGCAACAGGAAGUUCUUGGAGCCACCAAUCCUACCUAACUAA